ACACUAGUGUGCCGCGGAACAGUGGUUGAAAAACACUGAUGUAGAGGACACCGGCCCCUGUUGCAAGGGGAUCCAGAACCCACCACUGCCUGCUACAUACCUUCCCCAUUAACCUAGACUCCUGAGACUAGUUCAGAACUGGAGAAUAGAAUUAUACUGAGUAUGCUAAUAGCACCCAACUGUGCCAGGAAACUGAUACUUCAAUCAAGGCAAGCUAUCAAUUUCUUAAAAGGAGCUUCUGGACAUCACUAGACUAAAUCAAGGGGGAUCAUCUGGUUACAGUUAUAUGCCAGGAGUUUGGAUUUAUCUCACCAACCUAGAGAUAAUUACAAAAUCAUACAUACUAUUAUAGAAUCCAAAUGACUUUCUACCAUCUACAUAUAUGAAUUCACAUGGGAAGCUUUCUAUUACUGAGCCCAAAAUGAAGGGAGGCUCUACAACAUCAGAUUUUAUUUCCAGGUCUUGCCUUUACUACAUGCAGACUUCAACAAGGAUAACCAAACCCUCUGCAUAUAGGAGUUGUCCCUUUCCUCAAUUCUAGCACUGGAGACCAUUGAAGAGCUCUUUGCCAGUCUCACACUAAGAUAUUUUAAAGGAAGUUUUUUCUGUUAUCUAUCUAUGAAUGGCCAUGAUCAAACCUUCUGCUAACUCUAGAAGUACUUGCCCAGUAGUUACAGUUCAUCAAAACAAUCAUUUGGCCAAUAAAUAAAAGCAGAAAAUAGUUCCCAGCAGGAUUAUUUCCCCAUCCGCACAGCCACCAAUGGAUUUCUAUCUCAGAAAAUUCUCUGACCCCAUCAUAGGAGAAAAGUGCAAUAGACUUUUUUCUAUGGUGGAAACAAAGUGUCUAGAACACUCAAGUAUUGAGAGCAGGGGAUAAAUUAAGGGCAGGGGUCCCCAAGCUGUGGACCAGUAUCUAUCCAUGGCCUGUUACGAACUGGGCUGCACAGCUGGAGAUGAGUAGCAGGCAAGCAAAACUGCACACAUAUGGAAUGUAGGUUAUCUGCUCCUCCCCCCCCCCAAAAAAAAAAUAUAUAUAUAUGGAAAAAUUGUCUUCCGUAAAACCAAUCCCUGGUGCCAAAAGGUUGGGGUCCUGGCCAGUAUGAAUAGUCUUUUAUAGCAACUAGAGUUGGGAUUGGCAACUUGGUUUUUAAGCAAAGCAGUUUCUAAGUAACUGACUCUGCUUAUAAUCUUCAUCUUUGCUUCACAGACUUGCAAAGAUCAAAAAUGUAAGGAUUGGUUCUUAAAUUUUUAAUCCUCAUUUUAGCUUCACUAAAUGAGGCAGUUACUAAACAAAAGGACCCUUUGCAUUCACAAUCAUGGACUCUUAAUUAAUUUGUCUCUACCAUAUUCCAAUUGCUUCAGAUUUACUUAUCUAAAUUUGUAAACUGGCCUGUAAUUAUGAGGUUGGUAAAGACCCAUUUUAAACUGUCCUGAUUCUGUACAGAAAAAAAAGUUAUUAUAAAUCCAAAAUGGAUUUCUAGCUGAUAAUUCAAAUCUAAACAAGCUACUUUGGUUUUCAGUAUAUAUUAUAGUAAAUAAACUUCAAGAUGGAAACAAUAUAUUAUUGUUUCUGACAACACAUUGAUUUAUAAGUUAUCCUUUACUGGCUUUUAUUCUAUGGUGAAGUAGUUGUAUUCAUGCCUGCUAAUGCUCCAUGGGUUCAUCUAGAUUGGCUUUUGAUGCAUCAUUACUAACAUUCAGCAGCUGCUGUUAACUUGAGUUCAAAUGAGUGCAUGUAAACAUCUUGUCACAAUCCGAAGAAGCCAUGAAGCAUCUGCCAUUCCUGCUUCUUUUCCUGGUGCUGCUGAAGCACCUCCAGUCUGUUCUCAGCCUCCCAUUCUAGCAUCAGCAGCUGUUUCCACCUCUUCUACUUAUAGCCCCCUCCACCCUUCCGCUUCGUGCCAUGAUGCUAACUCUCCCCUUGCUAGCCUCUGUCCCUUCACUACAACACCAGAACUGGUUACCUCUGUCUCUUUGGUACAAGCCACUCCUGAUGCUGCUUUGUCUUUGGCUGACUCAGUUAUGUUAUCUCAGACCCUUUCUCCCAUGAAACCACCAGUUAUGGCUGGUGUUGCACCUGUUGACAUGUCCCUACCUUUAGGGCCUGUAGCUUCUCCCCCAGCCUCAGUAACUGCCUCUGGAUCUCUUACUUCUGCUCCAUCAACAUCUCCUAUAAGCCCAGCAGGGUCAACUUCUGCAGCCUCAGUUUCUCCAAUUCCAUCAUCUCCUGUCCCAGCUCCUUUCAUUCUCCCAAUUGCUCCUGUGUCUCUCUCUAUGGCUACAGCUCCCAUCCUUGAUGCAGUUCCAGCUCCUACUACUGUGGCUUCACACUCUAGUCCAACUCCUUUCCCUCCAGAUUCUGCCGGUGCUCCUGCUUUGUCACCAACACUUCCUAUCCCUAACACUGCAACCCCUACUCUCGAUCCAGUGGCUCCCAUUUCAUCCUCUCUUCCCCCUCACCAGCCUUCCAUACCCAUCAGUUCUAUUCCAUCCCUUCCUGAUUCUGUGACUGUUCACGGUCCCAUCAUUUCUCCAAUGCCUGUAUCGAUUCCGAGACAUCCUGCAGGGUCACCUACAGAAUCUGCAUCUCAUCCUGUGACUCCUUUGGCAUCUAUUUCCAGUUCUGAGAUCCCGGCUUCAUCUCCUAAAGUUUCUGGGGCUGAUCCUUUGUCUCCAGCAAAGCUUGCUCCUGCAAUACCACCUGCAAAAUUUACUUCUGGUCCUGAAUCCAGUAUCAUGUCCCCAGCAAAGCCUGCUCCUACACCAUUGUUACCCAAAGGUCCUCCUGGCAAACCUGUUUCUGGUUCUCUACCACCUGUGAAAUUGGCAUCUGGUCCUGCAGCCCCAGAGGUAUGCCCUGUGUCUGGUCCACUAUCUGUUUCUUCCCAGCUACAAACUCCUAUUUUGACAACCAUUUCUGACUCUGUAACUACUUCUCUAGACAAAGCAGUACUGGCUUCUAAACAGGUGGCUCCUGCUAAGUCCCCUGUGAAACCUCCUCCCUCAGAACAUCCUGCUGAUGCUAUGAUCACAGCAGGUCCAAUAAUGAAGCCUGCUUCUGGGACUGUAGCACCUUCUGGAACCCCAAUAGGCCCUUCUAGCCCUGUACCACUUUCUUCACAGCCAGAGAGUCCCACUUCAGUUCCUAUUUCUGGCUCUGCUUCACUGGGCACAGCAGUGUCUAAGCCUAAAGAACAGAGUACGGUACUUCCUUCUGUGAAACCGUCUUCCUCUUCAGAAAUUUCUUCAGGUCCUAUGUCCUCAUCAGGCUCUGUUCUUACACCUUCGCUUCCUCCAUCGCCCCCAAUGAAAUCUACUUCUUCAGGGCCUAUUCCUGAGCCCAUUUCCCCUUCUUCUGCUACAGCAGCAGGACUAAUCUCUGCUCCAGGACUACCCAAAGGGCAGCCUGUGAAAACUGUUCCUAGUCCUGUGGCUCCUACAGGACCCCCUGUGGAAUCUGCUCCCCUUUCAGCCCCUGUUUCUAGUCCAGCAAUGCCUCCCACGGGCCCUUCGCCACCUGCUUCCAAGAGGGUCCCACCUGUUUUGGGACUAGCUCCUGCUCCUUCCAUAUCUGCUUCUGUAACUCCAGGGACGGCUGUUUCUCAGCCUGCGGCUGAUUUUGGCCCUGUGGCUGCAGUAGAGCCUGCUCUUGUCUCACCAGCAUCUGCUGUGAAGCCAUUUUCAACUUCGGAACUUGCUUCUAGCUCUUUGUCUAUGGCAGAUUAUGUUUCUAGUCCUGCAACGCCUACUGCCCAUACUCCUGCACCUAUUUCUGGAUCCACAGCCCUUCCUCUGGCCUCUGAAGGGGUUACUCCUAGUUCAUUAGCACCUGCUUCCCAUCCAGCAGCAGCUUCUGAGGUGCCUCCUCCUGAACAUCAGGCAUCACCUAUAGUUGUAGCAGAGAUGGCUUCAGUUCCAGUGACACCAGCCACACCUGCCCUGAUAACGUCUCCUGUGGGCCCAACAAUGGCAGUUUCUCACCCAGCACCCUCUGCGGUGCCCGCACAAGUGACCGUUCCUGGAACCCCUGCUGCUUUUCCUAAACCUCUUUCCUCUCCUGACCUUGUAGCCUCUGCCGUCCCUCCUCCUGGCAUUGCGCCUCUGCCUUCUGCAGGGACUCCUUCCGUUUCCCCUGCAGCAGCAUUUUCUACUCCAGUAACCCUUAGUCCUGUUUCUAGCCCCAAAUUGCCCCCUGUCCCCGCCUUAGACAUAAGCCAGGUUUCCAUUUCAACUGGGAAGGCGAUGCCUUCCCAGAAAAUGGCACCUUUGCCUCUUGCACCUGCUGAUCCUUCUGUUUCUACUCCUCCUAUUGCAAGCAGUCUCACUCAGCCGGCUUCUCCUGCACCCUCUCCUUCUACCCCCGUGAAAAAGCUAGAACCUUCCUCUGUGCUUCCCAAGCCAUCCCCUGUUGCACCUGCACCUGGUUUAGCACCUGAAGUGACCCCCAGCCCUAUCUCUACUACCUUUGAAGACGACGAGCUGCCACCCUUGAUCCCUCCAGAGGUACAUGUUGAGGAGUCACCUCUGCAGCCAGUCCUGGUGGACUUCUCUCCUAAGACAGCUGUGCCCCUUGCUGAGGUUCCAGCAACUGCUCCUUUACCACCUCCUAUCAAACAGCCUUUCCUGAAGAAUAACAAGGGUAUUUGCCUCUUCGGUUUGCUGUGUGCAUGGAUAUCAAAGGCCACUCACUGAAUACUAACUUAAUUGUACAGGCAUGGAGUGUGAAUUCCCUCUGCUUUAACUGUUAGACUAGAAACACGCCAUUUAGGAUUUAAAAUUUACUAAGUCAAAAUAAACCUAGAUUAAGUUGUCAUAGUUGAAGUUUGUUGUGCACACUGUGAUUCAUGAUUUAUGUUUAAGAACAUACACUACUAAUGUGAUAGUUGAAUCACUGGGCAUGAUGUGUGUGUUUAAUAGAUGUGUCUGAGCUGAUAUCUCUGGAAGAGAACUAACCUAGAAACUGUAAUCACCUCUUUGUUUUCAAUGGCACACUGUCAUUUCAGCCUGCUUUUUUUGUUUCUAGUGUUUUGCUUGUGGUUGCAUAUCUAGUAGAUUUUGUUAAUUGCAGAUGCAUUUCAUGGUAUGUUCUGUGCUAGGAGGUGGUAUUUUACCCUCAUCCUUAAAGAAUUUGUGGUCUAAUGUUGAUGUCCUCCUUCAGUUUAUUGUUCAGUGUCUAUAUUUGCAACUGCAUUUUGGAUGAGUGUGUAUAAAUAGGAAGCUCUCUGUUAAAUACUUGCAUACCCUGUGUGUUAAAUUCACGUGUUGUCUGUUAGAGAGUAGAAAUUAGUAGUCUGGUGUUUCUGUCCAAUUUUCAGUCACUUAAAUGUAGUCACAUGCAUAUGCAAUUUAGGGUAAGCGUGCCAGGGUUUAGCAUCACUUGGAAUUAAGGUAGUAUUAGUAAGACAGAUGGGGACAUCAGUUGUGCUUGUUCCAGAAAACCUGUGCCCUGAAUAUGCUUUUUUGUCAGUAAUCACAUUUAUUCCCUUCUUGCAUUGCAGUCACACAGAUAUUAAGGCAUGUGAGCUAGCACUUCACUGAAACUUGCAUCCAGAGAUGGCAGUCAUAUAAUGGUGGUGGUGUUUUGAAGUUAUCUCUGAAAGAUACAAAUGCAAAAUAUUACAUGCUUUAAAAGUACUUUUACUUUUUAAGUGAGUCAUCAUUUAGUGUUCAUUUAGUCCUUGCAAACAUCUUUCUUAAGUUUGAUUGUUUUAAAACCUUGGGAACGCGCCAUGAACUUAAGCAGACUUUCUUCAUCUUGCACUCCCUUGCUCACGUUCCUUUGUUCUUUGAUGCAGGAUAACCAGUUUGCCAGAACAAAUUUAAAUCAUAUUUCUGAAUUCUGUGUACUAAACCCAGCUGCUUCAGAACACUGAACAGGAAUUCAUAAUUAAAACAUGGAUUAGUGUAAUGUUUGAAUCCACUUUGAAGCAGUCUUAAUUGGUGCUAGUUGUUGUUUGUCCUAUGUACACAUCAUGCUAAACCCUAGGUCUCACAAAUUGUGAAAAGGAAGGGAAUCUAUGCAUAAUGAGGAAAGGUGUUCAGAUCCAUAGCAUAUUUCUAAUCUCCAAUCAUGGGCCAAAUUACAAUAUGCCAAAAUGAAACGGUCAUUUAUUUUUUUUAAAGUACUAGUUAAAUGAAACAAUAUCCUUACCCUGAGAAUGUGAUCAACACCUUGCUUGCAAGUUCCCAGGAAGAAACCUGUUCUUCCUGUGAACCUUGAUUGAACAAACUCCCUGUCCUAUUGCCACAUAAGUUAAACCACUAUUAUAUUACAUCACUGCCAUUUCGGAAUUUCGUUGUCUGUAAAUUUAUUUUUUUCUAUGUGUGUGGGAAAUGUUGGGGAUAUGUUCUUUUACUACCAGACAUUUCUGAAGUAUUUUGGCUUGAAAUUAUUUUUUUAACAAUGUUUGCACAAUAAAAGUUUCUUCAUGAACCAAGCAGCAAAGCUCUGGGCCUGCCUGCCACUCCCAAUAGAGACCAAGUUGGAAAGAAAUUAUGCAUGUUGAUUU
This is a messenger RNA of Thamnophis sirtalis, 6509 nucleotides long. The record is from RefSeq and is a predicted model, not a curated record. Lineage: Eukaryota; Metazoa; Chordata; Lepidosauria; Squamata; Natricidae.